Messenger RNA from Racocetra persica, 399 nucleotides. The record is from the annotation of a GenBank genome assembly. NCBI's taxonomy places the organism in Eukaryota, Fungi, Glomeromycota, Glomeromycetes, Diversisporales, Gigasporaceae.
AUGUGGUGCUUUUGGAAUAUUUAUCUAGCUUACUGGUUUUCGAAUUUUAUAGAUCAUUAUGUUAACUGGCAAUGGAUAUUUCGUAUUUUAACAAUAUAUAGUGGUAUCAUUUUUUUCUUAAUUAUAUCUUUUAUCCCUGAAACUUUUUGUCAGUCAGAUUUAACCUCUAAAUCUAAAUCGUCUCAAAAUAAUUUUAAUCCAAUUGCUCCAUUAAAGUUAUUAGGAUAUAAAAGGUCAUAUAAUCUUUCACCUUCAUUUAUUGGAUUAUUAUUUCUUGCGCCUACUAUGGGAUUUGUUAUUGGAAGUCUUGUUGGUGGAAAAGAUUCUGAUUUCAUGUUACUUAGAGCCAGAAAAAAAGAUGAAUCUGUUUAUCCAGAAACGAGAAUAAAAAGUGUAACA